Durusdinium trenchii is the source of this 2988-nucleotide messenger RNA. NCBI's taxonomy places the organism in Eukaryota, Dinophyceae, Suessiales, Symbiodiniaceae. The record is from the annotation of a GenBank genome assembly.
AUGCUGUUGCUCGGUGUCUUGGGCACCGUCUUCGGGCUGCUGCUCUCCCGAAGCCGGGAGGUGGCCGAUCUGGCCAGCAGCAUCUUUGGCUCCUUUGUGGCGGUCACCGGAGAUGCACACCAAGCCAAGGUGGCACAGGACAUCUUUCGACAGCAAGUCCGGUAUGAGCGUUCCAUUCAGAUUCGGGAAGACAUGCGCGACGUCAACAAGCUGAUGAUGGAAAGCGUGCAGACACAUGUCAUUAUGGGCAGCAUCAUCCUGGGCGUUUGCUGGAACAUGUGCAUCGAGGGCUUUCCACCUGAGGAGUCGGAGCGCACCGUGGUGGGGCUGUGGUUGGUCUUCACCUGCUGGGCAGUGACCUUCACCCUGAUUGCCCUUUGGUUGGCGCUUCGCUUCCAGAUGAAGAUGUCCUCCAGCGCGCGUGACCGGCUGCUACGACGCCACAGGCUGAUGGUGCCUGAUGACCUGGUGGUGGGCCGCAUGGGUGGCCAUAACGUGGUGAACCAUGUGGCCAACUUCCACAGCUGGAUGCUAUCCACCAUCAACAGCAUGACCACCAAUGAGCCAAAGGAUGAGGAAGAGCAGGUUGUGAGAGCUCGCAGACGUCAUCAGAAUCUUCGGGUGCACGUCGAAGCCUUAGAGUUGACCACACCCAUUGAUGCAGAGCCGCUGCGGAAAGGAAUGCAUGCCUGGCUGCAUUCGGACUCCGGACAGGAGAGGUCCUGGUCCCAUCACACCUUGCUGGACAUCCCGUUCUUCCUGACCGGAGAGACCUUGAUCCGUUCACCCUGGAACUUCAAAGGGGAUCGCAUCUUGGCGCUGCGGGUUUACGGAGAGUCCACCUUGUAUGUGGCAGCUCAGUGCCCUCCUUUGGGCACUGGAAAGAAGGAGAACGCCACCAGCCAGCAUGGCUUGCGCAAAGCUCUGUGGCUGGCUGGGCAAGUGCCUGAUUGGCCUGCAGACGAAUUGCCACAAGCCCUUCACGGGUUCCAUGAAGAUUGGUGUGGUGAGAAUGGCUAUGGAGAAUUUCGACGGGUGGAGGGGUUUUCAAUGUACGUUGAUCGCAACGAUAUUGAGAUGCCGCUGUACAAAUUGGUACUGGCAGACCCCAAGCAGAAAGAUUUCGUUGAUGUCGUGAUACGAUGGAAUUUUAAGGCUGGUUGUGAGGCAUUGGUGGUGGUUGCACGCCAAGGGCAGGUUCACUGCAAAGAGGAGGAUUGGCCCCUUGCGGAGUUCAAUGCCGAGGUCAAAGAGGUCCUAAACCUCCGACGCUACUCCGGGCUUUUCCUACGACAUGGCACCUCAUGCUUGGUGAUGGCCUGCUGUGUCUUGUACGUCGCCCGCAUGAGUGUCUUGCUGCAGAGCCAGAGGCUUUGGUGGUACGAGCCCGUCUUAGUGGCCAUCGCCAUGCUGCCCUCCAUCGUGGCCAUCGGCAUCAUGCCGCUGGACGUCUGGGAGAAGGAGACCCUCUUCGCCGACCGACGGGGGAAAGCCCAGCUUGAAGAGGUGAAUGUGGUCACCCCCAAGUCCUCACCCAUCGCGGCACCACGCAGCGAGCUGGGUGCCCCGCGGCAGGGGGAGGCGGUUUCGCCCUCGGUGAGUCGGACGUCGACCGGGUUGCAGGGCCCAGCGCGAAUCUUGUUGGAGGAUGGUCUGAGCUCAUCACCAGGCUUGACCUUACCUGGCAUCGAGCAGCGAAGAAGCCGCAUGAGAUCUCAGUCGGCUCCGCCCAAAGAAAGACCUAUGGUUCGGAGGUUGGAGAAUUGCUGCACCGAGAUGCGGAUCGGCUUGGAGAAUUGUCAGGUCGUUGCGCACGACCGGGAGCAGUUGACGAUCCGCAAUCUCCGCCAGCAGGCGGCACCUCCGCCCGAGCCACCGCCUCCCUUGCCGUCAGGUGACGCGCAUGAGAUUCUCUGGUCGGGCUCCCCGGUGGGGGUGAGCAGCGGAGAUGGAGGUGGAAAUCCUGAGGGUUUGGGGAUUUGGGGCGAGGACAAGGCCGAACAAUUAGCCUUGCAGAUUGCCAAGAGCGCCAGCAGUGAGUCGGAGAAGAGGAGGCGUCGAUUUUCCUGCCCCAAGUGGGGCUAUGCUUCGGGCUUAAUCCUUGGGGCUCGACUGUUGGAGCUGCUCUUGGCCCUCUCAGCCUUAUCGGUUUUGAUUACCUCUCCGGCCAUUCUGGGGAGUGCCACCCCCAUUUCUUCGGGGGAGGGAAGAAGCGUGGAGUGGAGGCUCGAGCCCAGUACGUGGCCGGCCUUGUUCCGCCCCAGCGCCGCGCUGCUCCGUGGGCCAACGCUGUUGGUGGCGGCGGGGCCGCUGCUCCGCAGCUUCGGCGUGUCCGGCGGCCGCUGGGCGCCCUUGGGGGAACCCCGCUUGCUGCCUGGGGCGGUGCUCGGCCUGGUGAGCUGGGAGGGCCAGGCGCUCGCGCUCAGUGCUGAUGGGCUUAGGCCGGUGUCGAACGCAGAUGGGCUCAGCGCUCCAGCGGAAAGGCUGAAUCCACUGGACUUGGUGGCGCUAGCGCUGGAGGCCCCUCGUCUCGCUGCGCUGCCGCCCCGUGUGAGCUCACCCAUCUCGCGGGCCUCGGGGGCGACAUGGCCGGGAGCCGACGUCGCGGCCGUGGUGCUACAUGGGGCAGCUGGGCUCCAGCUGUGCCGGGCCAGCAACUCCUCUGGGGAGCUCAAGUUCGACUUCAUUUCCAGUCUCAAGCCCGUGGGUCUUUUGCCGGAGAUCACUGCCUUGUUCUUUUGCAGCUCCUGCGGCAGCGGCGGCCAGGGCAGCGUGCUGUGGACGUUAGGGCCUCAAGGGCAGUUGAGUGCCAUCGGUUUCGAGUCGGGUCGAGUGCUGGCGACCUUCCAAGCUGCUGGGGAUCUAGCUGCCGACGGGAGCCCGAACUUGCUGACUGGCAAUAGCACUCAUCUGCUUCUGGUGACCGUGGGGUCAUCGUCAGCGCCGGCCAUUUUCUCCAUUCCACAUCCAGUCUUAGACUUUGGUUAA